GGGACCUGCCGCACUAAGUUUGCCAGUCAGCAGCCAUAUUGCAGCAAGAGAGCACCCGGGGAGAGCAGGGCACCUCGGGCAGAGACUGGCAUAAGGGAUACAGUGAGAUAUUGAGCCGGGAAUCUAGAAUUUUUUAAUUUCGGCAGAAGACUUUGAGAAAGACGCAACCAUGCCAAAACCGGUCAAUGUUCGAGUGACCACUAUGGAUGCAGAGCUGGAAUUUGCCAUACAGCCCAACACUACUGGCAAACAGCUUUUUGAUCAGGUUGUUAAGACUGUGGGCCUGCGUGAAGUCUGGUAUUUUGGACUUCAAUACAUAGAUACUAAGGGAUUCCCCACUUGGCUGAAACUUGAUAAAAAGGUAUCUACACAAGAAGUGAGAAAAGAGAACCCUCUCCAGUUCAAGUUCCGUGCCAAGUUUUUUCCUGAGGAUGUGUCUGAGGAGUUAAUCCAGGACAUCACUCAGAAACUAUUUUUCCUGCAAGUCAAAGAAAGUAUCCUGAGUGAUGAAGUGUAUUGUCCUCCUGAGACUGCUGUCCUUCUUGGUUCUUAUGCUGUACAAGCUAAGUUUGGAGACUAUAGUCGAGAAACACACAAAACUGGAUACUUGAGUUCAGAACGUCUUCUGCCACAGAGAGUGUUGGAUCAACACAAGCUUUCUAGAGAGCAGUGGGAAGAACGGAUUGAGGUGUGGCACUCAGAACAUCGAGGCAUGCUCAAAGAGGAUGCAAUGUUGGAAUAUCUGAAGAUAGCUCAAGACUUGGAGAUGUAUGGUAUUAACUACUUUGAAAUUAAGAAUAAAAAGGGCACUGACCUCUGGCUGGGAGUUGACUCCUUGGGCUUGAAUAUUUAUGAGCAAGAUGACAAAUUGACCCCAAAGAUUGGUUUCCCCUGGAGUGAGAUCAGAAAUAUUUCCUUCAAUGACAAAAAGUUCAGCAUUAAACCAAUUGACAAGAAGGCACCUGACUUUGUUUUUUAUGCCCCUCGUCUGAGAAUCAACAAGAGAAUCUUGCAGCUUUGUAUGGGUAAUCAUGAGCUGUAUAUGCGCCGCAGGAAACCAGACACUAUUGAAGUACAGCAGAUGAAAGCUCAGGCCAAGGAAGAGAAGACACAAAAGCAACUAGAGAGGCAGCAGCUGGAAAAUGAGAAGAAGAAGAGGGAAGCAAUUGAGAAAGAGAAGGAACUGAUGAUAAGGGAGAAGGAGGAACUCAUGCUGAGGUUGCAGGAAUAUGAAGAGAAGACAAAGAGGGCCGAAAGAGAAUUAUCAGAGCAGAUUAGAAAAGCCCGUGAAUUGGAGGAAGAAAGAAUAAAAGCUCAGUUAGAAGCGGAAAGACUGGAGGCUGAUCGCAUUGCUGCCCUGCGUGCCAAAGAAGAGCUGGAAAGACAGGCUGUUGACCAAAUGAAGAGCCAAGAGCAGCUGGCUUCAGAGCUAGCAGAGUAUACAGCCAGGAUUUCCCUUCUGGAGGAAGCAAGAAGAGCUAAAGAAGAGGAAGUUGGUGAAUGGCAAAUGCGGGCACAAGAAGCCCAAAGUGAUCUUCUUAGGACAAAGGAGGAGCUGCAUAUGGUCAUGACUGCUCCCCCACUUCCACCUCCACCAGUAUAUGAACCAGUCAGGGAGUAUGUCAACGAGCACUUGCAAGAUGACGGAGUAGAAUACAGUGCAGAAUUCACCUAUGACAACUUCCAUGAUGACCGCAAAGAGGAGACGCGUAUCACUGAGGCAGAGAAGAAUGAGCGUGUACAGAAGCAGCUAUUGGCUUUGACCAGUGAACUUUCUCAAGCUCGGGAUGAAACCAAGAAGACACACAAUGAUUUGUUACAUACAGAAAAUGUUCAAAUGGGUCGUGACAAAUACAAGACCCUGAGACAAAUUCGGCAGGGCAACACCAAACAGAGAAUUGAUGAAUUUGAAGCAAUGUAAUGGAUUUUGUCACCAGACACAGUCAUAUCUCCAUUAAGGAUGUACUGAAGGGUCCAUGUUUGAUAACACUGUAUAGUUGACUGAUAACAGCUGCAAAAAGGAAACAAUUUAUGUUUUUUAUUUCUCCACUUCUUACUCUUUUUCUUUUAGACAGCUAGCAGGUUUUCAUAGCUACCUGGGGCCAAAAUGCAUUACGGCUGCGAUAUGCAACCGCAGCACAUUUUUGCACCAAUUAUUUAAGAUUAACAGUUUAUUAGAAAUGAUGUUUAUGGAGCUAUAAUGAAAUAAUUCAUGUUACUAUUAUGGUGCCAAAAGGCUUAUUGUCAUUGUGGAGAAUUAAACAAUAUUUUUUGUAAGGUUUGAUUAAAAUCUGAUCUGGAUAGCAGGUUUGGCACCUGAUUAUAUACACUGAUGCCAAUGGGUCAUUUGUUUUUAUUAUAUUUUUUCAUUGUAAAUUGCAUUGGUAUAUGCCUGUAAUUAAAGAUUUCUGGGCAAACAUUGUGCCAUACAUUUGAUCUAUGUA
Hyla sarda is the source of this 2444-nucleotide messenger RNA. RefSeq names its product ezrin (gene EZR). Gene Ontology annotation, biological process: positive regulation of protein localization to early endosome; regulation of organelle assembly; positive regulation of early endosome to late endosome transport. The record is from RefSeq and is a predicted model, not a curated record. Gene Ontology annotation, molecular function: actin binding; cell adhesion molecule binding. Gene Ontology annotation, cellular component: adherens junction; microvillus; plasma membrane. NCBI's taxonomy places the organism in Eukaryota, Metazoa, Chordata, Amphibia, Anura, Hylidae. Bases 170 to 1921 code for a protein of 583 amino acids. The transcript has 14 exons.